This is a messenger RNA of Onychostoma macrolepis, 8172 nucleotides long. Its product is annotated as protein NLRC3-like. The record is from RefSeq and is a predicted model, not a curated record. Gene Ontology annotation, molecular function: protein binding. The coding region runs from base 2267 to 5380 and encodes 1037 amino acids. NCBI's taxonomy places the organism in Eukaryota, Metazoa, Chordata, Actinopteri, Cypriniformes, Cyprinidae. The transcript has 7 exons.
ACUCCAUACCCGUUGCAGCUGUUGCUAUGGAAACAAAAGACGCUCUCGGCUGCUAUUUGUAACAGAUGCUGCCAGCUUUUUUUUUCAUUAAAAAAGCGCUCUCGUCAACUUUUUCUAGUCAAAAAAGACGCCAAGUGUGAACACGGCCUAAGAGGCCCAGCCCCUUUUAUAGCGAACAGGUCCAGCCUAAUUGGUCGCCCGGUGGACUGGGUCAGCCAACAGAUGAACCUAAAAAUCAAGGAGAAAACAAAGCGGCAAAACAGAAAAAGAAAGAAAAAUACAGAGAGCAGGCAAAUACAAACAAGGAACGUAACACACUUGACAUGGGUGUUUCGAAUCGCCUUAGUCACGUGACAUGGGUGUUUCGAAUCACGCUUCGGAGCAGUGUUUCGAAACAUCUGCGCUUCUGGAUCUCGACACUGUAUCGAAACAUCAGCUUCGCGUCAGCCAUCCCGACCCCACUGCGGUAACACCCAGAACUUCUUCCUGCUGCAGAGACCGGUGCUGGACACCAUGACGUUUAUGGAACCACAAAGAAAUGUGAGAAGGCAGAAGAAACACACGGUGACGGUGGUGAAGCAGCGGUGAGGUAUGGAUGCGUGUAAUAAAGGCUAGUUUAUUAAAGUUUGACGACCUGAUUCGACAGGGACAUAGCUGGUCUUAACUUGAUUUACGAUUGUUUGAUUGUGACCUCAAGCUUUUUUCAUUGUGAGGUAGCCUUUAUUUUUGUAUGAUUUUACAACUUGGAUUUUGUAAAUAUAAUAAUUCUAUCCUGUGGCAUUGACACAUUUAAUACGCUAUUGUAUUCAGACAAGCAUUUUAAGUGACUCGUCAUCUAAAAUGAACAAGUAGAUAUUAGUUAAUUGAAAUAACAUAGUAGGCUAUUACUUGAUUUUAUUCAUUAGAAAUAUACUAAUUUAACCCUAAAAUGGGCAACGUAAGGCUAUUGAGGGAUACAAACAUUUGAGAAGCUGUGGGGAGAAGCAGCUCUUGUAUAUCAUUGCUUUUUUGUUGAUUUUGAUUGCUUCCAUUGUCCUCAUUUGUAAGUCGCUUUGGAUAAAAGCGUCUGCUAAAUGACUAAAUGUAAAUGCAAACUACGAUUGAAGUAAAUGGGAAUGUUUAUGGAUAGCUCUGUGCAGGUAUAUUAGACUGCUGAAGUUUAAUUUAAUUGAUAUUGAUGUUUUUAACUGUCUCUUAAAUUGGUAAAAAGCACACUGGUCAACUGAUGUUGUGUUUAGUUGUGCUAUAGAAAUAAAAUUGACAUUAACAAUUGACAUUAACAGUAUUAAAAAGGAAAGAUAUAUAAUUAAUCCUUGUUUUUAAUGUUUUUUAAUGUUUUUUUUUAAUGAUCCCUUAAUGUUAUUCUGUAAAACAUAGCUCUUGGAAAAACAAAAGGAGCUGGCCAUGACACGAAGAAGUGAGAUUUCAAGAUAAAUAGUAAAUAGAUGUGACAAACAACAUUAUUCGAUAUUCGUUCAGGUUUUAGGAAGAAAUAACUCCAUUGGAGUUGAUAAAUGCAUAUAACUUGUUCACCAGUGGAUCCUCUGCAGUUAAUGGGUGCUGUCGGAAUGAGACAGCCGGUACAUCACAAUAAUCCAUAAGUAAUGUCAGUAAUCUGAAGUAAUCUGCUGCAUGUUUGUAAGAAAAAAAACCAAACCAUUGCUUCCAGCUAAAAUACAUGUCCUUAUCCAUAAAAUUGGUUUCUGAAAAUGUUGUCUCAUCUGAAUGAGUCCAAAACACUUCCGAAGUAAUAUAUCGGUAGAGAGGAAAACAGGGGAUGGACUUUGUAUCGUGAAGUUGUAUUUUAUUCAAGAAAUAACUGUUUAAAGUUAAAACGUCCUAAUGAUGGAUAUUGUUUAUUACAAAAAUAGAAGCUUUUCAUUUCACAAGACAUUAAUUGAUGGACUGGAGUCAUGUGGAUUAUUUGUGAAUUAUUGUGAUGUUUUUUCGACUUUUUGAUGGCACACACUGACUGCAGAGGAGCCAUUGGUGAGCAAGUGAUGCAAUGCUAAGUUUCAGCAAAUCACUUCAGAUACAGAAACAAACUACAUCUCUGAUGGUCUAAUGGUGAGUAAACUUUAAUUUUUUUGGGUGAACUGUUCCGUUAAGAUUUUCUUGUUGAGAAUUUCUUUUUUAAUUCAAUUUUUUUUUCUUUAUGAUAUUAACAUUCAGUACAGUUAUGCUCCAUUUUAACAUGUGUAUGUAUGUAUGUAUUUAUUUGCAGACAUAAUGCCAGCCACUUCUGAAGAGCAGCAGUGCCUCUAAAAUGAGUUUAUAUGAGAAGAGAAAGGGAGCUGUUUCUGCUCAGACCAAAAGGACAGAAAUUCCAGAACCUAGCUGUGUGUCUAUGAAGAGUGAUGUAUCUAUGGGCAUGCCACCUGAAUUCAGUGGUGGACCAGGGAGCUCUGACCCCAAGUGUUUGUUCCAGGGUUUUUCCAAAUGUGGAGUGUGUGAGCAGGCGCUGAGAGAUCCGGUCUCAAUUACCUGUAAACAUAGUUUCUGCAGACAGUGUAUCAGCUGCUACUGGGAUAAGUUCAGUCAAUCAGAAGAUUUUGACUGUCCUCAGUGCAAGAAGAGAUCUAGAAAAUGUCCUGUUCUACAAACGGAUGAAGACUUGCGAGGAUCCAGUUCUGCUCUCCUGCAGCAGGAUUCUCUGGUGGACGAUGUCCUGCAGAGAGUCAAAAAGAGACACAAAACCAGCAUGAGGAACAAGUAUGAGAGCUUAUUCGAGGGAAUCAAACUACAGGAGAAUCAAACUCUCCUGAACAGGAUCUACACACAGCUAUGUAUCAUAGAGGGAGAAAGUGAAGGGGUGAAUGAAGAACAUGAAGUGUUACAGAUGGAGAAAUCACGCAGAACACAACAUUCACAAGACACUCAAAUCCACUGCAAUGAUAUCUUUAAAUCCUUACCUAAACAAGGAUGUGAGGGGAAGAGAAGAAAGAUGAAUGACAAAAUAAAGAUUGUUAUUACUAAAGGAGUCGCUGGAAUUGGAAAAACAGUCUCUGUGCAUAAGUUCAUUCUUGACUGGGCAGAGGGAAAAGCCAAUCAGGAUGUAGAUUUCAUGCUUGUGCUUCCAUUUCGAGAGCUGAACUUGAUUAAAGAUGAUCAGUACAGUAUUCGCAAACUUCUGCUUGACUUUCUUCCUGAACUUCAAGAUCUGGACUCAAAGAUGUAUGAUGAAUGUAAAGUUGUGUUCAUCUUCGAUGGUCUGGAUGAAAGCAGAAUUUCACUGAGGUUUUCAGACAGUGAGAUGGUUUCUGAUAUAAAUGAGUCUUCAUCAGUUGGUGUAUUAAUGUCAAACAUCAUCAGAGGAGAGCAGCUUCCCUCUGCUCACAUCUGGAUCACGUCCAGACCAGCAGCAGCCAAUCAGAUCCCUUCAAAAUACAUCAACCGGGUGACUGAAAUUCAGGGAUUCAAUGACCCUCAGAAGGAGGAAUAUUUCAUGAAGAGGAUCAGUGAUCAGCAUCAAGCCAGCAGAAUAAUCUCACACAUCAAAAGAUCAAGAAGCCUCCACAUCAUGUGCCACAUACCUGUCUUCUGCUGGAUUUCAUCCACUGUACUUCAGAACAUCCUGAAACAAGAUGACAGUGCAGAAAUCCCUCAAACUCUGACUGAAAUGUACAUCCACUUUCUGCUCAUUCAGAUAAACAUAAGGAUUCAGAAGUACGAUGAGCGAGAUCUAGGAAAACUACGGCAGUCCAACAGAGAUAUGAUUUUGAAACUUGCUGAACUGGCUUUCAAACAGCUAAAGAAAGGCAAUAUCAUGUUCUAUGAGGAGGAUCUGAAAGAGUGCGACAUAGAUGUCAUUGACGCCUCGGUAUAUUCUGGGAUUUGCACAGAGAUAUUUAAGGAGCAAUCUGUGAUUCAUCAGAGGAAAGUCUACUGCUUCAUACAUCUGAGCUUUCAGGAGUUUCUUGCUGCUAUUUAUGUGUUUUAUUGUUAUGUAAUUAACACUGUGGAGGUACUAAGGUUUUUUGAUUCCCUGCAUAAUUUGCUCAGAGGAGCAGUAGAUAAAGCCUUAGAAAGCGAGAAUGGACACCUGGAUCUUUUCCUCCGGUUCCUGCUGGGUGUCUCACUGGACUCCAAUCAGAAACUCUUACAAGAUCUACUGAUCAACACUCACAGCUGCUCAAGGAGCAUUGAGAAAACAACUGCUUAUAUUAAAGACAAAAUUAAACAUGGACAUGAUCUUUCAGCUGACAGAUCCAUCAAUCUUUUUCUUUGUCUCUUUGAAAUGAAAAACCAGACUCUGUACAGAGAGAUCCAGGAGUUUCUGAAAUCAAACAAACACUCAGAGAAGAAACUCUCUUCUGCACUUUGCUCAACAAUUGCCUACAUGUAUCAGAUGUCAGAAGAGGUGCUGGAGGAACUUGAUCCCAAGAAAUUUAAUUCAUCAGAAGAAGGUCGAAAAAAACUCUUACCAGCUGUGAAAAACUGCAGAAAAGCUCUCCUGGCUGACUGUAAUCUCACUGAUAAAUCCUGUGAAAUUGUGGCCUCAGCUCUACAAUCAUCAAACUCUGUCCUGAGAGAGCUGGACCUGAGUAACAAUGACUUGCAGGAUUCAGGAGUGAAGCUUCUCUCUGAUGGACUGAAGAGUCCAAACUGUCAACUAGAGAAACUGAGAUUGUCUGGCUGUAUGGUGACAGAGGAAGGCUGUUAUUGUUUGGCCUCAGCUCUGAGUUCCAACCCCUCACACCUGAGAGAGCUGGAUCUCAGCUACAAUCACCUUGGACACUCCGGAGUAAAGAUGCUGUCUGAUCAACUCAACCAUCCAAACUGCAAACUGGAGAUACUUAAUUUUGACCAUGGAGAGUCCUUCAGAAUCACACCAGGACUGCAGAAAUAUGCUUGUGAUCUCACAUUAGAUCGAAACACAGUAAACACUCAUCUCAUUCUAUCUGAGAACAACAAAAAGGCAACAUAUUUGGAAGAGAAGCAGCCAUAUCCUGAUCAUCCAGAAAGAUUUGAGCACUACGAGCAGGUUCUGUGUAGAGAGAGCCUGACUGGACGCUGUUACUGGGAGGCUGAAUGGAGUGGCUGGACUCAUAUAGCAGUCACAUAUCGAGGUAUCAACAGGAAAGGAGGAAGCGAAUGCAGGUUUGGACUCAAUGAAAAGUCCUGGAGUCUGGUCUGCUCUGGUAAAAAUUACUAUGCCAGGCAUAAUAAUGCAAGAACUGACAUACCUGCACCCUCAUCAUGUUGUAACAUAAUAGGAGUGUAUCUAGAUCAGCCAGCUGGCUCUUUGUCUUUUUACAGUGUUUCUUCUGAAACUGGCAAGAUGAUCCACAUUUACACCUUCCACUCCACAUUUACUGAGCCCCUCUAUGCAGGGUUUGGUGUUGGGGUUGACAGUGUAUCUUCAGUGUGUUUAUGUUAAAUACAGAAGCUGUGAAGCAUAUGUGUCAGACACUCAGACCAUGGGCCAAAUACAGCCUAUGGAUGAAAUAAAUUAAACUAUGAGAGUUUAGCUCCAACUGUAAUUAAACACACCUGAACCAGCUAAUCACGGUCUUCAAGAUUACUUGAAAACUAAAGUUAGGUGUGUUGGAAUGGGUUUGAGUUGAACUCUGCCGGACUGUGGCCCUCCAGGAGCAGAGUUUCACACCCAUGUGCUAAAAUAUGUUUAAAUUAUUUAUUUACAGUUUUUUACAAUCAGUUUUGCACUAAUAAUAGAACCUUCAUGUUAUUUUUCAAAACUCUUGACACAAAAGUCAAAACAGUCAUUAUUUGUAAUACAGGCUGUCCAAUGAUCAAAACUUUGCAUAUUGCGUUCAUGUCUUUAAAGAAGCCUUGCAUUUGCAGAAGCAGUGGUUCAAAAAACUCAUUUAUUAUGAAAUAUCAUAGGAACAUCACCCACACACAAGAUACCCAUAGUUUCACUGUGUAGGUUUUAGUACAAUAACUAAAUAUAGUUGUUCAAAACACAUGAUGCAGCUUUCAUUAUGGUUCUACACAUUCAUACAUAUCAUACAUGUAAUAGACUAGAGAGAAAAGUACAGACACUGGAAUCAUUAAACACAAUGUGAAAAUUAUUGAUGAAAUAAUCAACACAACAGGGUUUUCAAAACUUUAAAUAAGGGGGAAAAAAAGUUAAGAAAAAACUGCACGGCUACAAUAAAAUGUCAACUGCAGUGUUCCUCGCUGCACUUCUAUAUUUUUUUCAACCUUGUCUUGUGGGUUUGGCCACAUGCAGGUUCUCAUCCACAUCAUAAUGGAUGUUUUCAUUAGUUAAACAUCUUUGAAAAAAAAUCUUCUAGCAUGGCAAAUCCAGGCCUGACAUUGUUCUCCUGUGAUGUCAUUGCAUGCAUCAUCUAUGGCCUGAAGAAGAGAGACUUGUUCGUGAGGGGGCCUAUUGUGAACCCUCCACCUCCAUGUGGUGAAAAAAAUCUUCAGUCAGGUUAGAGUAAGGAAAGUGGUGUAUGGGGGUAAAUACAAGGUGAUAAACUGUGGAUGGGCCUGAAACCAUGAUUGCACUCGGUGCCGUAGCUAGGAAUUCUAGGCCCAUUGCACUGAUUUUGCUAUGGGACCCCCUCAAAAUCACAUUCAGUGGGAGGUGGUCAGCCCCCCAGCGAACAUCGUUCUGGGCCGUUCUCAACCACUGGACUCUCAACCUCUCCUCCAUGUCAUGGCCAGGGUAAAACCUGCCUCAUCCAAAAAUAUGUAUGGUUUUCAUCAGCUUCCAGCUCUAUCACCCUCUCAAAAGAGAUUUACUGUAGGAAAAACAGAUACUGAUAACAAUGAUAUAGACCUUUGGAGAUUUUUUAUAUUUUUUCUCUCCCAACAACAGGCAUCUUGAAAAUGAUCAUAUCUGAACAUACUCAGUCCUCGGUUGCUUCACUUUCAUAAUCUAAACAUUUAAUAUUGUUCACCAUUUUACAUAAAAACUAUGCUUCAAGAGUAAUGCAACAGUUACGUAUGAUUUUGAGUAGUUGUAUCAGCUGAUAGUUAGAUCAUUGUAAUGAAAUGAAUAGACAUUCAAUUCAGAUGUAAUGUGUCAGUUGAAUUUUGAAAUAGUAAUACUUUAAGUUGUGUCAUUUUGAACCUGUGAUUUUAGUUCAAUGAACAAAAGAUCUUUGGCUGAUGUAUUGUAUCCAUGCAUUUGGAAAUAGUGUUAAAUGUUUGGAAAAAUGUGAAUUUUGAUCAUCGGUUGUGAAUUAUGUGUCUAGAGUUUUGAAAAAUGACAUGAAGGUUCUGUUAUUAGUGCAAAAAUGAUUGUAAAAAACUUUAUUAUGUUGGUGUGAUAUGUCCAUAAGUGAUGUCACAUUUGACGUCAAAUUUGCUAAAAUAACAAAUUUAAGAGUGAGUUUAAUGUGCUUUUCUCCCUGUGCGUAACUAACAUAUGACUGUUAUAUUCUCAUCUGUAAAUAUAAAUGACAACUUCAUUGCAUUUCCGUUUUGCAUAACGGGUGAUCCUGACAGCAAGCGAGCUAAACAUUGUUUAAUAUAACAAACAAAAAUCACAGUCAGUACAGUUAUUUUGACUGUUUGUUGUUGGAGGUUACAUUUAGUUAUAUUUAAUUGCAAAACUAUUGUUAGAAAAAAAUAAGUGUUUUAAAAUUAGAGAGAAAAGCAAUGACAUAGUAGCAUAUAAUUAUAAUCCGUUAAGUGAAUGUGUGUUCCUGCAGAACAUUCUACAUCUUACUCUUAAACAGUUUGUGCUCUUGAUUUUUUAUUUAUUUUUUCUCUUGUUCGUCACUGCGUCAUUUUCAUUUUGGUGAUGUGUUGUCUUCCCAUUCUGGUUUGACAUUUUUAAAAAAACAUUCAUUGCACAUAUCAAAGUCGUGUUGCACCAAUUUUGAACUUCUAUUGUAUUUUUCUUAUUUCUUAUUUCUUCUUCUUAUUAUUAUUGUUAUUAUUUUAUUUAUUUAUUUUUAGCAAUGUAUAUUUUAGUCCUGGGGCCCUCGAGGUCCACUUUCCUGCAGAGGUUUGCUUCAACCCUAAUCAAACUGCAAAAAUCUGAAGAAGCAAGGAAAGUGGAAUUUGUGGGCCAGAGUUGAGAACCCUUGUUUUAAUCACGUGAAAAUAUAACCAUCAUAAUUAAGGAAAUGUGAAUGUAGUUCAUGUAAGAUGAAAAAUAAUAUAUAACUUUGGCACAAUAGAAUUUUUUAGGCUAUAACAUUAGAAAUGUAUCUACUUUUGAUAAUUUAAUGGGUGUUUUAAUAAAUAAAA